Messenger RNA from Triticum aestivum (bread wheat), 958 nucleotides. RefSeq lists its product as uncharacterized. The coding region runs from base 216 to 827 and encodes 203 amino acids. NCBI's taxonomy places the organism in Eukaryota, Viridiplantae, Streptophyta, Magnoliopsida, Poales, Poaceae. The record is from RefSeq and is a predicted model, not a curated record. The transcript has 2 exons.
AAAGCCGCCCGCCUCCGUCUCUCCCCCGCACCGCACUCCAUCGCCAUCGCCUCGCCGCCGUUCCCCGCAACCCCCCUGUGUGUCGACCCAAUCUCAAUCUCACGGAUAUCACCCGACGGGACGGGACCCGGCGCCUCGUCCUCUCCAGAUCUUACGCCCGCCCGCCCGCCCGAGCUGGUAGCAGCAACUCUUCUGCUGCAGUCCGCCAAAAGGAAAUGACGAAGCUCUACAAAAUCCGCUCCCAUGCCCACAUCCGAGCCCUGCUGGCCCGCGCCGAUGAGCUGGGCCGCUCCCAUAAGUUCAUGCUUGUGAAUCUUGUCUCUCUGGAGUCGGUGCGCAUGGCGCGCGAGUCGUAUGCACUCCUCUGCCCGCUCAUCAUGGAGGCGAUGUUCUGGUCAUGCGGGGAGCUGGAUUCCCUCUCGGUCGUGGCAGGCUUGUCGCUGGAAAUCCAAAAGCUCGAGCAAGAUCUGUUACCCCAGCUCAUGGUUCAUGAGGCCAAGCUGGAACGGGGCGCCCUGGAAGCCCUCGUACUCAUGAAGAACUCAGCAAUUACGCUCUUACAUCUGAGUAAGUGCUUUAAGGAAGCCUUGGGCGUAUUGCUUGCCAAGGAGGAUCUGGUCUCAGACCGAGUCGAACAGCUGAGCAUAAUGCUAAAGGAUACUGCUGUUAAUGUACUCGAAGGUAAAUGCAACGGUGUCUGGCUUCAGGGGCGUGUCCUGUGGCUGGUCCAGCUGGUCAACCAUGUGUUGGAGACCCCGGUUCGUUUCUGUGAUCCUGAUGAGUUUCCUGAUGAGCUAGACUUAUCAGCCUGCUCGAGGCUGUUGUGAUGAGUAUUUCUUAGGGGCGUGGCAAACAGUUUAGAAUCAAAUGUUGCGAUGUAUUUCUUGGACCCUCCUUUAUGUUUGGAUGUGUUACUAAUGGAUUUUAAAUGAUAUGUAUCUUGGGUAGUGUUUUCUCA